Messenger RNA from Rotaria sp. Silwood1, 2274 nucleotides. NCBI's taxonomy places the organism in Eukaryota, Metazoa, Rotifera, Eurotatoria, Philodinida, Philodinidae. The record is from the annotation of a GenBank genome assembly.
AUGCAAGUACUAAUUGCUUAUCCAUUUAAAAGUGAAAUUCGUGAUCGUCAUCAAUUAAUUUAUUCACCAGAACUAGUUCAGGAUGAACUAAGUCUUCGCGUUGCUAUUCGUCAACAUCGUCCUCAUGUUAUUAUUGUUGGAAAUAAUUCUGUUGUAAGUGAAACACUAGAAUUAUGGCGUACAAUUAUGGGUGAUGAUAUUAAAUUAACAUUAAUUCGAAGAGGUUCAUCACUUUCUCGUAUUCAUGUUGAUCGUGCUCGACAAUUAAACAUAAAUGUGCUAAAUACAUUAAGUGUAAAUUCUCGAUUUGUUGCAGAAUAUAUGAUUGAAAAUCUUCAUUUACCAAAUGAUGGAACUUGUUCAACGAUCGGAAUAAUUGGAUCAGGUGCCAUAGGAAGUCGAAUUGCUUAUCGUUUAUGCAGAGCUAAGUAUAAAGUUUAUGUUUAUAGUCCAUCAUUAACAAAUCCUGAUGAAUCUGUUCAAUCGAAAAUUCGAAAACGUAAAGGAAUUGACUUUUCUGAUAUAAAUAUUUCUAUGACAGCAGAACAAGCUGUUACUAAUGCUACCCAUGUUGUACUUGCUAUUGAUGCUGAUCAAGUUAAAAAUGUUAAAGAACAAUUAUCUAAAGAAUUUUUUCAAAUUAUACCAAAUGGAGCAAGACUUGUAUCUGUUACAGAGUUUUGUGUAUUUGCUCAAGGAGCUCUUGAUAUUCUUAUUGAACGUGUUCGACAAGGACAAAUCAGUGCUCUUUUAGAUUCGCAUGCAUUUGAUAUAAGUACAAUUAAAGAUCCUCCAACACAAUUAGAAACUGUAUCAGCUGCUAUGAAAGUACCCGGAUGUGGUGAAGCUAUGGAUCAAGCUGCUCUUGUUGUUCUUGCUAAUGUUGUACUUGAACAAUCAUUUAAGUCACCAUUACCAUUCUUCAUUGAUUCAUCUAGAAAAAAUGAAGAAAUUACUGUUAUUGGAGCAGGUAUCAUGGGUUUAGUAACUGCUUUCUUUCUUAGUGGAAGCGGUUAUAAAGUAACUAUUAUUGAUGAACAUAACCGUCCUAAUCCGCAAAAUGAAUUUAAUCAACUUGAAAUAUCAUGCCGUGGUACAACACUUGAUGGAUGUGAUGCACGACAUGCAUCUAUAACAGAAACAAUACCGCAUGCAGUAUUUUAUAGAAUAGAUAGUUUAAGAAAAUAUCCGUUAGAUCAUGGAGGAUGGAAAAUUAUACCUGAUCAAUAUCAUUAUCGAGAACGAGUAUGGAUUGAGAGAUUUAGUGAACUUGCUGGCUAUCCAGAAUUAGUUGUAAAUUUAUUUAAUCAAUUUGUAUCAAAUAUAAAUAGAUGUGGAAUCGAAUUAUGGGAGAGAAUAUUUCAACUCUAUCCAGAAUUAGUUCAACAUACAAUUAAAAAUCGUCGAAUUAUUCGCGUAUGUUCAUCAUUAACUUCAUUAAAUGUUGUUUCAACAUUUCAAAAAAAAUAUCAUAAAAAUGAUGAUAAUCUUCAAAUACUGUCACAUUCACAAGUUCUUGAAAAAAUACCCGGUCUUAUACUUCAAGAUGGCGAUGCUGGUGGAAUUGAAGUACCUGGUUUUACUGUUAAUCAUCUAAAACUUUGUCAAAAUAUGAUUGAAUUUUUAGAAAACAAUCCGAAUGUUAAAUUUAAAUGGUCAACUCAAGUUCGUUCAAUUGAUGAUAUAUCUUCUUCGAAAAUAAUCUUGGCAUCAAGUCUUAAUACUUUGGAUUCUCCAUUAUUAGAUAAUGUAUCAUUAGCUGUUCAAGGUGUUCUUGGAUGUUGGAUAAAGAUUCCGAAUGUUCAUUCAAUAAAAAAUGGAUUUAAAAUAGCCGAAAAAGAGCCAAUCGGUGUUAUCAAUGUAACACCAAGUUAUGACGAACAACAUUUAUAUGUAACAGGUGCAUUUGCUUUUUGUGGUCAUCGUGGCAUUGUUCAAUCACCUCAUCUUAUUCAAUUAAUUGAAUUAUUUCGUUCAACGAUACGCUGUUAUUUACGUGAUGAAAUGGAGGCAAGUGAAUCAGAAAUUCUUCCAACAAGAUUUUGUAUUCGUCCAAUGACUCCAGAUGGCAUGCCAGUUAUUGCUCAAUUGUCCCCUGAGAAUAAAAAGCAACAAGUUUAUUUUGUUGGUGGAACAAAUGCUGGAGGAUUUGUUGAAUCUCCAGUUUUAGCAACAAUUCUUCUGGAUUUAAUUCAAGGUUCAACAAGUAAUACGAAUCUUUGCCAUGUUUAUAGAUCUUUACGUAUUGAUAGAAAUACUUUAUUAUUUAAUUAA